AUGGAGUCACUUGCAAUAUGGAAACAGGUCAUGUUGUAUGCCUUGAGCUCAGCAACAGCAGGCUUGAUGGCUGCCCUUUGCGUUCUAACAGCAGCCUUUUCAGGGAAAAUACGAAAUUCAGUUGGCAACCUCAAGUCCUUGAAGGUUUUGAGUCUCUCUGAACGUGAAUUUUCAGGGCCAGUUCCUCAUUCUAUUUGGAACCUUUCUCAACUAUCUUAUCUUUCCCUGUCAAGCAAUUAUUUCAAUGGCCAAUUUCCAUCUUCACUUAACCUUGCAAAGAUCACACAACUUCACCUGGAAAACAAUGAAUUUAGCGGUGAAUUUCCUUCUUCACUCAACCUUCCUCACCUGAAAUCUUUAGAUGUUAGUGACAAUAAUUUCAGAAGUCAGAUACCAUCUUCACUUCGAAAUCUAACACAACUAACCUCUUUGGAUCUUUCAGAUAAUUAUUUCCAUGGAAGCUUCCCAUUAUCACUCCUAUAUCUUCUGGAAGAAAUCGGAUUCCAUAACACUAGUUUGACAGGUCCAAUCCCAUCCCGUGCUUUUAAUAACUUGACCUUUCUUAGUUCCCUUGAUUUGUCAACCAACUCUUUGAAUGGAGUCAUCCCUUCGUCUCUACUUACAUUGCCUCUUUUGGAAGUCCUAAUUCUAGAUGACAAUCAGUUUAUAGGCCUUGAGAGUAUCUUGAUCUCUAAUUCAUCCGAAUUGUUUACUCUGACUUUAGGAGGAAAUAAAUUAAAUGGACAUUUUCCAACUUCCAUCUUCAAAUUGAAUCGGCUGACUAAUCUGUACCUUAAUUCAAAUAAUUUAAGUGGCAGAGUCGAUUUGGGCAUUGUCUUCUCAGAGCUGAGCAUGCUUAAUAAUCUUGAUCUCUCAUACAAUAGCCUAUCUCUUACAACAAAUGGACCACUUGUUGUUCCUCCAAUGUUCACCCUUUAUUUCUCCAUCUCAAAUAAUAGCUUGACUGGAACAAUUGAUCCAUUGUUCUGUAACUUAUGGAAUCUAAGACUACUUGAUGCGUCAAGUAAUCGUCUAGGAGGUUCUAUUUUUCAAUGUUUGGGUAACUGGGGCCUUGCUGUACUCAAUCUUCGAAGAAACAACUUCCAUGGGAAUAUUCCUCAUAUCUGCACACGUAAGGAUAGAUUAAUGACAUUGGACUUGAGUCGCAACCAAUUAUAUGGGAAUAUUCCACGAAUCUGCAGAGGCUCCAAGUUCAUGUCCGUUGAUCUCUCCAACAAUAAAUUUGAUGGAGAAAUUCCAACUACAUUAUGGCAUCUUCGGUUUCUAAUUAUGCUGAAUUUGUCAAGCAACAAUUUUAAUGGACUCAUCCCAUCAGCUAUUGCAAAUCUAAAGGAGCUCGAAUCAUUGGACCUAUCUAACAAUAAGCUCUUUGGUAAAAUCCCUCAGCAAUUGACAACCCUCACGUUUCUUGCAUAUUUAAACUUGUCUCACAAUCAACUUAUGGGUCAAAUACCACAAGGCGGACAAGUUUCAACAUUUCAAGAUUCUUCUUUUGAGGGUAACUUGGGAUUGUACGGCAUUCCAUUGUCCAGAAAAUGUGAAACUCCUACUUUGCCAGCUUCUAAUGAUGAAUACAAUAAUGAGAAAUCAGAUUCCAUAUUUGGUUUUGGAUGGAAAUCAAUAGUGGUGGGAUAUGGAUGUGGAUUGCUAAUUGGAAUGGUGGCUGGACCUGUGUGUUGA
Molecule: messenger RNA, 1701 nt
Organism: Ziziphus jujuba (common jujube)
Lineage: Eukaryota; Viridiplantae; Streptophyta; Magnoliopsida; Rosales; Rhamnaceae
Product: receptor-like protein 35
Exons: 4
Coding region: 1-1701 (566 amino acids)
Molecular function (GO): protein binding
Source: RefSeq, a predicted model, not a curated record